GCUAUUCGAAAUACUGAGGGGAAGGCAAGUCUCGUGACCUCUUUUUUCACAUACCAGUGUAUUACUGGCCAGUAAAAUACAUGAAUGUAUAACGCGUAUCACACAAAAAUGCAUUGAAAGAUUAUCUAUCUGACAUGCAAUUUUCAAAGCGCAUGCGAGUCACCUUGCACAGCAGUGUCACAGCACAAAAGACACGAAGACCUUUGACAACGCUUGGUUCUCAGACCGGUGUGUGUCCGGCUCAAGUAAAAAAAAUGUCCUUGUUUGUCUUGGUAAUCAUUGCUGUUUUGUGGCAGUGUCAUACUGCCUCUUCACAAGAGGACAGUGGACAUUACAUUGCUGCUGUUUAUGAGCACAGAGUGAUUCUGAACCCGAACCCCAGUGAUGUGUGCAGCCGGCAGGAAGCGCUGGAGCACAUGAGCAAAAACCUGGAGAUAUUUGAAGAACAGGCAACUGAGGCAGCUAAACAAGGAGCUCAGAUAAUUGUGUUUCCAGAGGAUGGUAUCCAAGGCUUCAACUUUACAAGACAGUCUAUUCAAGGGUAUGUGGAAUCUAUCCCAGACCCCAAAUCAGUGACAUGGAGCCCCUGUCUACAUCCACAAAGGUUCCCUAACACAGAGGUUCUACAUCGACUAAGCUGUAUGGCAAGAAGUAACAGAAUGUACUUGGUAGCAAAUAUGCCGGAUCAGCAAGAGUGUAACCACAGUGAUCCACUUUGUCCUCCCGAUGGAAAAUACAUUUUCAAUACUGACGUGGUCUUCCGUGAUGACGGGACGCUGAUUGCCAAGUAUCACAAACAAAACUUGUAUUUUGAGGCAGCUUUCGAUACCCCACCAGAAUAUGAGCAUGUCACAUUUGACACUCCAUUUGCUGGGAAGUUCGGCAUCUUUACUUGCUUUGACAUACUCUUUUACGAGCCUAGCAUAACUCUAAUAGAAAAGUAUAAGGUGAAGCAAAUCGUCUACCCCACUGCCUGGAUGAAUCAGCUGCCACUACUGUCUGCUAUUCAGAUACAGCAGUCAUUUGCAACUGCAUUUGGAUUAAACUUUCUGGCAGCCAAUAUUCACCGUAUUGACUUGAAUAUGACGGGUAGUGGCAUAUAUACCCCUUCACACUCGGUUCACUACUAUGACACAGAUACUGAAGAAGGCAGGCUUCUAGUGACCAAGGUUCCUGUGCUCACAAACAGUGGCGGUGGCUCUUUCAAGAGCAAUGUCUGGGAUGUUUCCAGUGUGCAGUCCCAUCCACAAUCUUCAUUCUGUGUAAACAGAGACCAAGAGUGCGGUGGACCCUUGAUACCAAGACUAGAAUCUGCCCAGGCCCCUUCCAGCACCUUCCAUGCAAUAAUGAUGUAUGAUAAUUACACGUUUGUCCCUCUUGUCGAAACACAAGGUGACUUGACAGUAUGUGAUGGCUGUUUCUGCUGCCGAGUCACAUAUCAACGUACCAACGCUAUCAGUGAGCUGUAUUCCCUCGGUGCUUUUAAUGGGCUGCACACAGUCCACGGUAUUUAUUACCUGGAGGUGUGCGCCCUGGUCAAGUGUGCUGACUCAAGUUGGGAGAGCUGUGGAGAAGGAGUCACAGAGGCUGAAAGCAGUCUAGAUUUCCAUUUACAGGGUAACUUUACUACCCCUUAUAUUUUCCCGCAGAUACUGGCUAGUGAGAUGCAGCUUGCCACUCCAGACAGCACAGGCUGGGACAGCGGCAGCUACUUCAUGAGUAAGAAAGGCAUGUCUGGUGGGCUUGUAACUGCUGCUUUGUACGGAAGGGUUUAUGAAAGGGACCAUAAACCGGUGUGAAAUAGUUCAAUAUACUGUAGGUUAUUAAAAAAAAAUGAUGUAUAUAAUUAAACACAAACUCAUUUUCCCUUCUAGUAACACAGUUCUCAAAACUGGCACAAGGCCACUGGCUUCUGUCAAGUCACCAUGACAGCUUCCCCUCACAGCUCUGGAAACACUUCCUGCUGUCUUCAGUCCUGGGCACCACUGCUUCUUUUCCCUAUAUUUAUGAAUUGGGGUUCGAUUUAAUCAUUAUGUGAUGGAAAGUACGUAUAGUGGUCCAGUGGUUAAAGAAAAGGGCUUGAUACCAGGGGGUUCCUGGUUCAAUUCCCAGCUCAGCCACUGACUUACUCUGUGUGAUCCUGAGCAAGUCGCUUAAUCUCCUUGUGCUUUGGAUGAGAUGUAAAACCGAGGCCCUAUUGUAAGUGACGCUGCAGCAGCAGUUGUGAUGCAUAGUUCACCCCCUAAUCUGCUAAAUCACUAAUUCAUUAAUUAAUAAAGUAUUAUUGCUUUAGGAUGCACAUUACAAAUCCUGUUUGUCAAAAUUACAGGACAUCUUAUCCUGUGUACAAAUGUCAUGCUGUGCACAGAACAUACAGCUUCAUUCAAAAGUGAAAAAACACUUUUUUAUGUUUCCUGUCUAUUAUAUCAGUUUCUUUGAUUUAUACGAUAAUGUUGCAUGUUUGGUGUCUUUUAUUUAUAAGAGAUCACGCUGAUACAAAAUGGAUCCAUAUUUAGAAUAGCAUUUAGCAAACAUUCUACAUGACACAAGCCAGGUUUUGAGCCUUUUCCAAACAACAUUAGUAUAAUGAUCUAAUUAAAUCAGUUAUAUUGUAGUGAUGAUAAAAAGCCAUAACAAUUACUUAACAAAUGUUUCUUGUUUAUAAAAAAAAAAAAAGGCUUCACUAACACCUAAUCUGAAUUUGCAUAAGAAAUGUGUUUUCAAGCAUAUGAUCCACUUAACCCAAGUAAUUUGAUUUGAAGUAGUUUCUACCUUCUGAGUUGGCAUGUGUUUUGUUUUUUUAUAAUUACCCCUAGACGCAUUAUGUAGCUAGUUUAUUGUGCACUGUACUUCUUAAAUAAAGGGUUUGUUUCAGACAGCCCCCAUCACGCUUGCAUCUGUGUUUCCAGAGAAUUAACAUCUGAAGGCAAUUAUUUUGCAGAGGGGCUCAAUAUAAAAAAUAUCAGUCACAUAUAAUGGUUCUUAUAAUGUUGCUCUGAGCCACUGUAAAAAAAAGAUAUACUAUAUAAUAAAAAAAAGAAGUGUUUGUGAGAAUAUAAUGCCCCGGUGAAGCAGUAUAAUGAAGGGCUUUGUGACUAGUCCACAUCACGGUUUGAAUUGCUGCAUUCAACCUUAACUUCACAAACACUAAAUCAAAAGUAAACUCUUUACCAGUGUCUCCACAUUAUGAAGCUGAUAGAGAUAUGUUGUUGAAAUGUUGGUCUGUGUGACAUUAUUUUUUUCUUUUUUUUUAGAGUGUUCCAUUAUUUUGUUAGGGCAGCAGUGUGGAGUAGUGGUUAGGGCUCUGGACUCUUGACCGGAGGGUCGUGGGUUCAAUCCCAGCUGGGGGACACUGCUGCUGUACCCUUGAGCAAGGUACUUUAUCUAGAUUGCUCCAGUAAAAACCCAACUGUAUAAAUGGGUAAUUGUAUGUAAAAAAUAAUGUAAUUGUAUGUAAAAAUAAUGUGAUGUCUUGUAACAAUUGUAAGUUGCCCUGGAUAAGGGCGUCUGCUAAGAAAUAAAUAAUAAUAAUAAAUUUA
Acipenser ruthenus (sterlet) is the source of this 3539-nucleotide messenger RNA. RefSeq names its product biotinidase-like. The record is from RefSeq and is a predicted model, not a curated record. Bases 135 to 1799 code for a protein of 554 amino acids. NCBI's taxonomy places the organism in Eukaryota, Metazoa, Chordata, Actinopteri, Acipenseriformes, Acipenseridae. Gene Ontology annotation, molecular function: hydrolase activity, acting on carbon-nitrogen (but not peptide) bonds, in linear amides. The transcript has 4 exons.